This is a messenger RNA of Stylophora pistillata, 2084 nucleotides long. RefSeq names its product acyl-coenzyme A thioesterase 11. Gene Ontology annotation, molecular function: lipid binding; long-chain fatty acyl-CoA hydrolase activity. Gene Ontology annotation, cellular component: cytoplasm; cytosol. NCBI's taxonomy places the organism in Eukaryota, Metazoa, Cnidaria, Anthozoa, Scleractinia, Pocilloporidae. The record is from RefSeq and is a predicted model, not a curated record. Gene Ontology annotation, biological process: acyl-CoA metabolic process.
AAAUUACUACAUGUAUUUCUCAAUUUACAAACACGUCCAUUCUUAUCAAAUCCAUUUAACCACUGAAAACCAACUCACUGGAGUUGGAAUUCGCCUUUGGUAUUCUCGCUUGUCUCAGUUAUUGGCUCCUAUAGAGUUAAAUUGAAUGAAUAGAUACGAGGUCACAACAAAACAGGAAACGAUUUAGUAGAACAAAUUUGAUUAGAAUUUGCAGCAAUGGACUCCUACAAGAAUAUUACCGAAGUCGAAAUGAAUCAGCUCGUGCUUCCUUCGCAUACAAACGAGCGACAAGAACACUGCCUCAGUGGUGGACAGCUGCUGAAGUGGAUGGACGCAGCAGCUUGUCUGUCGGCUGAGAAACACGCUCGAACUUCUUGUGUGACCGCCUCCAUGGACGAACUCUAUUUUGACCAACAAAUUUAUGUUGGUCAAGUAGUUAACAUCACUGCGCGAGUAAAUCGUGCUUUCCAUACAAGUAUGGAAGUUGGAGUAAGGAUACGAGUUGAAGACCUGCUUAGCGGCGAGAUACGAAAUGUUUGUAAGGCUUUCUUUACUUUCGUAGCCUUGGAUAAGAAUCACCAAAAACAGCAAUUGACCCCCGUGGUGCCUUUCACAGAGGAAGAGAAAUCUCAAUACGCUCUCGCCAACGAGAGGAGGAGAAUGCGUAUUCAGUACCCAGUCAACCUGAGAGAGCUUGCUAAAAAGCAGAAUGACCAGCAUGACAAUGAAAUGUACACACCGGAGAGUGAGACCCGCUCUAACGGAGAGAUUGCACCUGUCAAUACCUCGUUAGAAAGUGUAGAGCUAGUUCUUCCUCCUCAUGCAAACCAUCAUCAAACAGCUUUCGGGGGUCAAAUCAUGGCGUGGAUGGUAGCUGCCUGCACCAUCACAGCUACUCGCUUGUGUCGAUCUCACCCACAGUUGGAAGCAGUCGACGAGGUCAAGUUCCGCGGACCCAUUAAGGUGGGAGAUAGGGUGGUCAUCAAAACGAUGGUGAACAACACGUAUGACGUUCAUAUGGAGGUGGGAUGUAGAGUAGAAGCUUACUCCAUUGGUGGUGAGGUGCGACACGUAAACAGUGCGUUCCUGAUUUUUGCAGCCCCACGGCGCACUGACGGCAGGGGAGACUUGAAAAUGUUACCCAGGUUAAUGAUGGAGACGGACGAACAAAAACGGCGAGCAUUUGAAGCUAUGGCUAGAAAACGCCUGCGCUUUGAGCGUGAGCAAAUCCGCAAAUCUGUUGGUCCUGUGAUUGCCAUACCUUGGAACCAGUGCAUUAGUCAAUUGCUUAACUUUAACAACAUAGAGGCUCUGGUGAAACUGUACCAGCUAACAAAAUGGCAAGAGGUGCAAUCAUCUAAAGGAGUCACGCUCUCCAAGUGUGAAAGCGGCAACCAUCUGUGUGUAAAGGCCUCGUACUCUAUACACCUCCCGGCUGAAGUUAUUUUCACUUUGCUGAGGAAUGAGAAAGCCCGCAAAGAAUGGGAUCCUCUUUUGAUUAAAGUUCAAGUGAUAAAAGUCGUUGAUGACGAUGAUGAGAUACUCCACAUGGUACUACAGAACAAGAUGCAUAACGCAACAAAACCAGAUGACGUAGUGCUCCUAGUGUCACGCAGGGCUCCUUGUGAUGGCAGAGACCACUUCACCAUCGCCUACCGGUCAGUAGUACUGACAACACUACCCCCAUACCCAGAGUACAAUAGGAAAGAACACUUGUGCUCAGGGUUACUCAUUAAAGAAACUGAAGGGGAGGAGGGUAAGUCUACUCUAACCUACAUCAAUCAAACAACACGUGAGUUACAGACCUACGUCAUGAAAGAUUUGCAGGGUGUCACCAGCUUUUACGUCAAGCGGUUCAAGGAUCUUGAGAAAUAUAUACUACUGAAGGCGCCCAGGGUCUCUCUUACAUAAGAUGAGUUAAUUGUGAGUUCUUCGCUUCAGCAUAGUUAGUGUUGUGGGAAAAUUUCUUUUCCGAUUUUAGUCAAACGUGUAGUCAAGCCAUUACGAACCCUUAUGUAUUUAGACGUGAAUUAUUUGUUUAAUUAUGAGUUAUUUUAUAAGUCAAGGCUGUGCUCUAAGGAAAA